GAGAAAGUACCGGUCCUUCCGCCAAUCCCCGCAGGCCACAGCGAGUUUUCCUUCCUGGCCUCUUUCCGUCACUAGUGGUUGUACCCCCGCCGACCCGACAGCCAGCCAAUCAGAAUCGCAACAGCAUCCCGCCUUUGUUUUGUUCGCUUAGGCACUAAGUCAGUUGGAGUUUUGAGGACUAGCUACACUGUUCAAAUCCCGCGGAUCGCGGGUGUAUGAGAGGAGGUCAAGGGAAGAGCAGUUUGCGGUCGAUUUCAUCACCUCUGUGGUCGUUAAGAUUUUUUUUCACAAUUGAGGAUAGCCAAGUAAAUCAAGAUGUCUGUGGAUCCAAUGACCUACGAGGCCCAGUUCUUUGGAUUCACACCACAAACUUGCAUGUUUAGGAUCUACAUUGCAUUUCAAGACUACCUGUUUGAAGUGAUGCAGGCUGUUGAACAGGUUAUUUUGAAGAAGAUGGAGGGCAUCCCAGGUUGUGACAUUACUCCAGUCCAGAUUCGUAAAUGCACAGAGAAGUUUCUUUGCUUCAUGAAAGGACAUUUUGAUAACCUUUUUGGCAAAAUGGAACAGCUAUUUUUGCAAAUGAUUUUGCGUAUUCCCCCUAACAUCUUGCUUCCUGAAGAUAAAUGCCAGGAGAUGUAUCCUUAUAGUGAGGAAGAAUUUCAGCUUCUACAAAAAGAAAUCAAAGAAUUACAAGAGAAGUGUAAGGUUGAAAUGUAUACUAAGCAAGCCCUUCUUGCAGAAUUAGAAGAGCAAAAAAUAGUUGAGGACAAACUGAAACAGACCUUGACUUUGUUUGAUGAGCUUGAAAAUGUUGGAAGAGAUCAUGGGACUAGUGAUUUUAGGGAGAGUUUGGUGUCUGUGGUCCAGAAUUCCAGAAAACUCCAGGAUAUUAGAGAUAAUGUGGAAAAGGAAAGCAAAAGACUGAAAAUAUCUUAAUUUCUGUAUGGUAAAAAGAUUCUGUUAAAAAGAUUUUCUUCGCUUACUCUUUCUUGGGUGCUGUAUCUUACUGUUUUUCUUUUUUUUUUAUUCCAUUCACCUGAAGUAGCUGUGUAUUACCUUGAACUAGUCUUGGAAAAAAUUUGUUCAUUAGAGACCUCAAAUAGAUGGGAAGCAUUCUUAAUAAUUAAUUAAAAAUUAAUGACUCAUGUGGCAGCAAGUUCAUAGGAGUGAAACUAUGACUGAAGAUAUUAUGAAGCUGUACCUUUUGUGACCAUAAUUCUUGUAGCUUAUUUUUGGAUUAAUCAAAUGCAAUAAGUCCUGGAUUUAUGAUUGAGUUUUGUUCUAGGAGAAUGUUUAAGUCUGAUUUGGUCUUAAGUCUGACAAAGUGAAUCUAUGUACCUUUAACAGAAUUAUGCAAUGUAAAGCACACACAAAAAAGAAUGAACAGCAUCUACUGUCUUUUUUGCCUCAAUAUAUUCACCAAUUAUUUUUA
Molecule: messenger RNA, 1432 nt
Organism: Octodon degus (degu)
Lineage: Eukaryota; Metazoa; Chordata; Mammalia; Rodentia; Octodontidae
Gene: Mis12
Product: MIS12, kinetochore complex component
Exons: 2
Coding region: 316-936 (206 amino acids)
Biological process (GO): mitotic sister chromatid segregation; mitotic cell cycle; protein localization to kinetochore
Cellular component (GO): nucleus; chromosome, centromeric region
Source: RefSeq, a predicted model, not a curated record